AUGGCAAAGUUCCUGAUCUUUUCCCUUUUUGUGGCGAUGGCCAUUUUCUCGAUUGUCGCCGCAUCUCCAGUGAAUGGUGAUCUAGAGGUGGAAGAUGAUCACCUUCCACAGCCCCGAGUGAUCUGUGAUCUCAUCGGUGUGGGUGACAGAGGCUGCGCCGCCCGUUGCAUUCUGCAAGGGAAGAGGGGUGGAUGGUGCGAGAAAGGGGUCUGCCACUGUCGAAACUGA
This is a messenger RNA of Diachasma alloeum, 228 nucleotides long. RefSeq names its product defensin-like. Lineage: Eukaryota; Metazoa; Arthropoda; Insecta; Hymenoptera; Braconidae. The transcript has 2 exons. Bases 1 to 228 code for a protein of 75 amino acids. Gene Ontology annotation, biological process: defense response to bacterium; humoral immune response. The record is from RefSeq and is a predicted model, not a curated record.